CACUGGGCCCGGCCGGAAGCGGAAGUUGCUAAGGGGUGGAGGGGAGUUGCCGGAGGAGUGUCUGGUUACGAUCCUGCUCUAGUCGGAGUUCCAGCCGCCGCCGCCGGAGCAGGUAAAGCGAGGUUCGGCGAGCGCGCGCGGCCCGAGGGGCGUGGUCCGCGGUCCGGGGGAUCCGGCCCGGCCUUUCCGGCUUCCCUGUGUCCCUGCAGACCCCCGCCAUGGGCAACACGAGCAGCGAGCGCGCCGCGCUGGAGCGGCAAGCCGGCCACAAGACGCCGCGGAGGGACUCGGGGGGCGCCAAGGAUGGGGACAGGCCCAAGAUCCUGAUGGACAGCCCCGAAGACGCCGACAUCUUCCACUCCGAGGAAAUCAAGGCUCCCGAGAAGGAAGAAUUCCUAGCCUGGCAGCACGACCUCGAGGUGAAUGACAAAGCCCCCGCCCAGGCCCGGCCCACCGUGUUCCGAUGGACAGGGGGUGGGAAGGAGGUCUACUUGUCUGGGUCCUUCAACAACUGGAGCAAGCUUCCCCUGACGAGAAGCCAGAAUAACUUUGUGGCCAUCCUGGACCUGCCUGAAGGAGAGCAUCAGUACAAGUUCUUUGUGGACGGUCAGUGGACCCACGAUCCUUCCGAGCCAAUAGUAACCAGCCAGCUUGGCACAGUUAACAACAUCAUUCAAGUGAAGAAAACUGACUUUGAAGUAUUUGAUGCUUUAAUGGUGGAUUCCCAAAAGUGCUCCGAUGUGUCUGAGCUGUCCAGCUCCCCGCCAGGACCCUACCACCAGGAGCCUUACAUCUCUAAGCCGGAAGAGAAGUUCAAAGCCCCACCCAUCCUCCCGCCACACCUGCUGCAGGUCAUCUUGAAUAAGGACACGGGCAUCUCUUGUGACCCAGCACUGCUUCCAGAGCCCAACCACGUCAUGCUGAACCACCUCUACGCGCUCUCCAUCAAGGAUGGAGUGAUGGUGCUCAGCGCAACCCACCGGUACAAGAAGAAAUAUGUGACCACCCUCCUCUACAAGCCUAUAUGAGGAGAGGAGGGCCAGCAUGGCCACGGGGGACAGCAGGCGGCUGGGCUCUCCACGUGCAUGCGCAUCCUCACCCGCCCUAGUCCUCCUUGACGUCUGUCCAGGCACAGCCAGACAUAGGGAUGGAUGGGAUGGCUGCCUGCAGCCCCAGCCCCACAGCACAUGAGGCUUUGUGCUCUAAGCAUCAUCCCCUCCACUGGCCAGAGAUGUCUACGGCCAGAUCUGGACCCAAGGAGCAGGGACCGAAGUCACACGAGUCCUCAUUGUCUGCAUCUGUGAGGCCGCUGGCCUGUCCCUGCUGCAGCCUGGCUGGGGAAGAAAGCAGUGUCCAUCUUGCCUGUCCUAAAUCAAAGCAGUAGAUUGUAGAUCCUGUGGAAAUUCAAUGUCUGAUUUCCGGAAGCAGCCUUGCAAUCGUUUCCGACACUGUGUGCACUAAGACCUUUUUAACCAGAGUGGCUGGCUGUCCACUCCUACUUAAGGCAAUAAGUCACCAGGAUGAGACUAUAGAUCAUGUGACCACUACACUCAGCAAUAAUUGUUCUCAAAACAGACUUCAAAGCCCACUGCCAUUUCCCCGUUAACUGGAUGAUCCUGAGAACUGACCACCGUGGAAGGCUGUCACGUUACCAUGACAACCUGGUCGAAGCUCCUACCCUCCAUUUAGUUCCAGCAUGUGCUCCUCAGCUGGGGACUGGGUCUCUAGUGAGCAGAGUAUCACGGUGGUUGCUGUUGCCUGUUCUAAAAGAGCUUGGAACCUUACAGCCACUGCUAGGUUUCCAGCAGGGCUAGCAGAAAUGAACCUAUCCUAUACUCCAUCGGGUUUCCGUGGUGGUGUCACAGAUGUGCCCAUUGGUACAGGUUCCUGCCACCCAUCAGCAGAGGCAGGCACAAGCUCUGUGGUGUCCAGUACUUGGUUAAACCUGAGUUUUGGGUACCUUUUUGUUACUGUUUUCAAAACACUGACUUGCUGUCAUCUCAAUAUACAAGUUUCAAUAAAGCUUUGUAAAAAUAA
Molecule: messenger RNA, 2037 nt
Organism: Apodemus sylvaticus (European woodmouse)
Lineage: Eukaryota; Metazoa; Chordata; Mammalia; Rodentia; Muridae
Gene: Prkab1
Product: protein kinase AMP-activated non-catalytic subunit beta 1
Exons: 7
Coding region: 219-1028 (269 amino acids)
Biological process (GO): signal transduction
Cellular component (GO): nucleus; nucleotide-activated protein kinase complex; cytoplasm
Molecular function (GO): protein kinase binding
Source: RefSeq, a predicted model, not a curated record